AUGAUGCGCUCGUAUCUCCUCGCCGGCCUUCUGACCGCGCUCUGCAACCCAGCCCAGGGCCUGGUGUUCAGCGACAGAAUCAAGCAAGAUUUCGACGGCAAGACUGUCCAGCUCCUCCACGGUGUUGAGGAUCCCACAACCGUGCAAUUCGGGCCCGAGUCGAAAGCCGCGGAUCAGGCCUGGGAAUUCAACACCGAGGGAUACGAUGAUGAUACCGCUCUGAUCCGACCCAAAGACACCAACCACAACCUCAUCUGCCUGGAGGGCAGCAAGUGCAUCUUGGAUCUUGAGGGAAAGCCACAGCCCUACCGGGUCAUCAGAGUUUCUGAGGAUCCUAUCUUCACUUUCCAGGAUAUUGAAUCUUCGCUCUACGUCUCUCGGGCAGAGGAUCUGACCCUGGAGUUGACCCCGGUCCAGGAUGAUAACAUCUAUUUCCGUCUGGAAACUACCCGACAUGACCACGACGAGGCUUAA
Molecule: messenger RNA, 474 nt
Organism: Penicillium olsonii
Lineage: Eukaryota; Fungi; Ascomycota; Eurotiomycetes; Eurotiales; Aspergillaceae
Source: the annotation of a GenBank genome assembly